Molecule: messenger RNA, 1156 nt
Organism: Paramecium sonneborni
Lineage: Eukaryota; Ciliophora; Oligohymenophorea; Peniculida; Parameciidae
Source: the annotation of a GenBank genome assembly
AUGAGAACCAAUUAAAAAUUAUAACCAUAAGUACCUAUACCAAAUUAUCCAUUUCCUAAUUCAUUUUGGUCCUAUAAUAACUUUGAAACUAAAGAAUUAGAUAAUUACCUAUAAUCUUAAUUACAAACUUUAUAAUCUUAAAUACCAAAAACAUGUAUUCAAGAUGGAUAUUAAUUAUUAUGCAAAAUCUUAAAUCAACAUCCACAUCCUCUAUUACAUGCUAAAUAAAUCAAAACAUAACAACCAUUAACCAAUUUACUUGGUGAAUAAUCAAUUGAUAGUAUUAAAAAUACAACUGAAAUCACUUAAUUCCUCGUCUUACAAAAUACACAAAUUGAUGCCAUUACUUUAACUUUGCUAUCAUUUUUAUGGCCUCUCUAUUAAAACUUAAACGUCUUUAAGUUGUACAACAUGAAAUUAUCUGAAACUGAAAUCGACAUUUUAUAAAAAAUUAUUGAAAAUAACAAACUCAUUAAACUAUUUAUUGAAUAUGUUAAUAUUGUUCCUCAAAUUAAUUGUCCAACAUUAACAUAAUUAUAUCUAAGAGGAAAUUAAAUCACAUAAUAAAAAUUACAAUAAAUCUUUUAACCAGGUACUCUUUAAGCUUUACAAGUUAUUGAAUUAAGUGAUAAUCCUCUUGGAAAAGAUUGUAACAAAUAUAUAUUUAUAUAAGCUAUUUAAAUCUUAGGAAAUUUCAUGAAUAAAAAAAACAGUGUUUAAUAUAUUGGAUUAUCUAGAUGUGAACUUGCCGCUUGGGAAGAUUUAAAGCCUUUAAUAGAAACUAUUGGACCUGAAAAAUUAAAUGAAGCUAAAUUAUAAUCAUAUAGAGAACUAGAAGAAAAGAGAGAUAAAUAAAUUAAAGAUCAAUUAAAAGCAAAAAAGAAGGAAGUUGUUGCUGAUAUUGAAUUAGAACCAUUAAUAUAAAAUGCUGAUGGAUGUAAUUCUUUUACUUUAUAACAUAGCUUAUUCAAUUAUGCAUAACCAGUAAUUAUAGAUUCUAUUUUUGGCUGUUAAUCCAUUCAAAGAUAGCGAUAAAGAUUAAAUUGAAAGAUUUAUUUAACUUAAUCCAAAUGUUUAUGUUGUUUUACAAGGAUGCUCAUUUGAAACCAAAACAAAAGAAAGGCUCAAAAAGCGCUACAAUAAUAUCAUAUUUUGA